Didymosphaeria variabile is the source of this 1764-nucleotide messenger RNA. RefSeq lists its product as uncharacterized. The transcript is spliced from 3 exons. Gene Ontology annotation, biological process: transmembrane transport. Bases 1 to 1764 code for a protein of 587 amino acids. Lineage: Eukaryota; Fungi; Ascomycota; Dothideomycetes; Pleosporales; Didymosphaeriaceae. Gene Ontology annotation, molecular function: transmembrane transporter activity. The record is from RefSeq and is a predicted model, not a curated record.
AUGCCUCUAGAUCCAAAAGAUGAGCCCUUUCCCUACAAGCAGCUCAUCAUCGUCGGAAUAUGCCGAUUCUCCGAGCCCCUUGCGUUCAACUCCAUCCUGGCGUACUCGUACGUCAUGGUAAAAGAUUUGGGCAUUCAUGAGAAAGAUGCAUCCUUUUACUCGGGUUUGCUCCUCUCAGCGUAUGCUGUUGCAGAAGCCAUCACCGCGCUGGGCUGGGGCGCCAUUUCCGAUGUUUAUGGCAGGAAGCCCGUGGCGCUGGUCGGCUUGGCGGGCGUGGCUCUGAGCAGCCUUGCGUUCGGCUUUGCGAAGACGUACUGGGUUGCUCUGCUGGCACGCUUUGUCGGCGGCGCGUUGAACGGAAAUGUUGCCAUCAUGCAGACUAUGGUGCAGGAAAUGGUCAAGAAUCCGGCGCACGAGCCAAAGGCAUACGCCACGCAACCAUUUGUUUGGACGCUCGGUGGUAUCAUUGGAUCGGCCAUGGGUGGUUUCCUUGCGCAGCCUGCGAAAUACUACCCCGGCACGUUCUCUGAGGAUGGUAUCUUUGGGAGGUAUCCGUAUUUGCUACCCAACGUCGUAGCAGCCCUCGGAAUCGUUUUGGCCAUCGUCCAGGGUAUCCUUUUCUUGGAAGAGACGCUGCCCGAGCAGGAAGAGCCUGAAGAGACGACACAAGCGGCCCUCAUCGAACCCACCAUCAACGAGCGAGCUCCUUUGCUCUCGAACGGUCAUUCGACGUUGCCUCGAGAUGCUGGACGAGCUCGCGAUCGCAGCUCGUUAACCCGUGCCUCUGUCUCGCGCGCCUCCCGCUCACGAGCAUUCUCUGGUGGUAGCUUCCGUGCCCGCUCGUUCUCCAUUGUGGACGGCCUGCGCCAAAUCCGCAAGAAGCCUUCAUUCAUGGAAGAUGGUAUGCCGUCAGCCAUUGACCAGCGGUUUGAUAUCCGUCGAGACUCUUUCGGUACGAUGCACAGCAUCAAAAUUGCGCACCAUGAGGUCCUUCCCGCGCCCAUCACUCGUCCCGAUCCCACGGGCCCGAAGAAGACGUUCAACCGAACAGUCGUCAUGCUCACGCUCGCCUUGACCAUCAUCGCUUUCCACCAGAUGGCGUACAUCACCAACUUACCCGUCUAUCUCCUCGAUGAAUCCGCCAAGGACGGCAUCGACUUCACCGGCGGCUUGGGUCUCGAUCUCCACGACGUAGGCACUUUCCUCGCCGUCAACGGCCUGAUCGCGCUGUUCACACAGGGCGUCAUCUUCCCGUUCUUCGUGGAGAAAGUAGGCGUCUGGAAUACCUUCGUCAGCAUGAUCGUCCUAUACCCGACGACCUACCUCAUCGUCCCCUUCAUCAGCGCGCUCCCGGAAAAGCUCGUCUCGCCUGGCGUUUACCUCUCGCUCUUCCUACAGGGCUUGUUCGGUAUCCUCGUCUUCCCGUGCGCUCUCAUCCUGCUCAAAAAUGCAACGCCCUCGCCGCUCGUGCUGGGCCGCGUCAACGGCGCAGCAAUGUCGGCGUGCUGUCUUGCACGAACCGUUUCCAGCCCGCUUGUGGGUGUUGUGUACGCCACGGGAGGCAGCGCAGCGGCGUGGUUCUUCCUAGCUGCGUGCGCAGUCGUCGGAGCGUUGCAGUUAAUCUGGGUGCCCAAGGAACACGUGGACAAGAUCAAGGUGGAGAACAUAGUCAAGGACGCCGUGCACGAGGCUAUUCACCCGCACCAUUCCCAUCCCCACAUCAGCGACACGGAUAGCGUGGCGGUCGCGGACUACGAUGAUUGA